Rhea pennata is the source of this 2085-nucleotide messenger RNA. It is a transcript of the gene SLC34A2, whose product is annotated as solute carrier family 34 member 2. NCBI's taxonomy places the organism in Eukaryota, Metazoa, Chordata, Aves, Rheiformes, Rheidae. Gene Ontology annotation, molecular function: sodium:phosphate symporter activity. Bases 58 to 2085 code for a protein of 675 amino acids. The record is from RefSeq and is a predicted model, not a curated record. Gene Ontology annotation, cellular component: vesicle; brush border; apical plasma membrane. Gene Ontology annotation, biological process: sodium-dependent phosphate transport; intracellular phosphate ion homeostasis. The transcript is spliced from 13 exons.
GGCUGCCCAGCUGAUCCAUUCACUCUGUUGCCCGGGAAGAAAGAAGUGUCGCAGGUCAUGGCUCCUUGGCCUGAGGUGGAAAAGCCUGAAACCAAUAACUACAUAGGAGAUUCUUCCAAACAAAACCAGAACAUGUCUGGAAAAGAAGGAGAAAAUCAUAAAGGCAAUGUAACUUCACUUGGAAAUAAAGGGGAAAUUCAACCUGCAUUUUCCACAAUAGCCCUGAUAGAUGAGACAAGACCAGAAGAAGAGGACCCAUGGGCUCUGCCAGAGCUGCAGGACACUGGGGUCAAGUGGUCAGAACUGGAUAGAAAAGGGAAAAUCAUUCGUGUAUUGUACGGCAUAGGGAAGUUUAUUAUCUUACUUGGAUUACUCUACUUAUUCGUGUGUUCCCUGGAUGUGCUGAGCUCUGCUUUUCAACUGGUAGGAGGUAAAGCAGCAGGGGACAUCUUUCAAGAUGAUUCUGUGUUGUCUAAUCCAGUUGCAGGAUUGGUGAUUGGGGUUCUGGUGACCGUUAUGGUCCAGAGCUCCAGCACUUCUUCAUCUAUUGUGGUCAGCAUGGUGUCCUCCACGUUGCUGACAGUUCGAUCGGCUAUUCCUAUCAUAAUGGGGGCGAACAUUGGCACUUCGGUCACAAACACAAUUGUGGCACUUAUGCAAGCUGGGGACAGGAAUGAAUUUAGAAGGGCCUUUGCUGGAGCUACAAUCCAUGAUUUCUUUAACUGGCUUGCUGUGUUUGCGUUGCUGCCCAUUGAAGUUGUUUCUGGUUAUCUUUACCAUCUCACCAGUGUUAUAGUUGAGUCUUUUCAUCUUGAAAGUGGUGAUGAUGCCCCUGAGUUACUAAAAGUUAUCACAGACCCUUUUACAAAGCUCAUCAUUGAGCUUGAUAAAUCAGUAAUAAAUGCAAUUGCUACGAAUGAUGAAUCUGCAAAAAACAAAAGCCUGGUAAAGAUUUGGUGUGUAACAGAAACCAAUAUGACUCUGCAGAAUGUCACAAUUCCACCUUCAGAAAACUGCACGUCUCCUGAGUUUUGCUGGUCUGAAGGAAACUUGACAUGGACCAUCAAAAAUGUAUCUGAAACAGAAUAUAUUAGUAAAUGCCGGCAUCUCUUUGCAGAUGCAAACCUGCCUGAUCUUGCCAUCGGUCUCAUCCUUCUGGCUUUGUCCCUGCUUGUUCUGUGCUCCUGUUUGGUGAUGAUCGUUAAGCUGUUAAACUCCGUGCUUAAAGGACAGGUGGCGAGCAUCAUCAAGAAGACCAUCAACACUGAUUUCCCAUUUCCAUUUACUUGGUUAGCUGGAUACCUGGCUAUGCUUGCAGGGGCUGGUAUGACCUUCAUUGUCCAAAGUAGUUCUGUUUUCACAUCUGCUAUUACACCUCUUGUUGGCAUUGGUGUUAUAAGCAUUGAGCGUUCUUAUCCCCUUACCUUAGGAGCUAACAUUGGUACAACCACAACAGCUAUACUUGCAGCUUUAGCAAGCCCAGGAAGUACAUUAAAAUAUUCAUUACAGAUUGCCCUGUGCCACUUCUUCUUCAAUGUCUCUGGGAUUAUUCUGUUUUACCCACUGCCUUAUACUCGGCUGCCAAUUCACAUGAGCAAGAGCUUGGGAAACAUAACGGCCAAGUACAGAUGGUUUGCUAUAUUUUAUCUUCUCAUCUGCUUCUUUCUUUUGCCUUUGUUUGUAUUUGGUCUAUCCCUUGCAGGCUGGCCAGUCCUUUUAGGUGUUUGCCUUCCCAUACUUGCUCUUUGUAUUGCUGUGGUUGUAAUUAACGUUAUGCAGUCAAGGAAGCCACACUCACUGCCUGAGAAGCUCCAAAACUGGGAUUUCCUACCUGUAUGGAUGCACUCCCUCGAGCCCUGGGACAAUAUGAUUAUGUCUACACUCUCCUUUUGUGGGAAACACUGUUGCGGCUUCUGCAAGUGCUGCAAAGUCAACACAGAACAGGAGGGUGCCAAAGACAAGCAGCUAAAAACUAUGGAGGUUUAUGAAAACACCAUUGCGAUGGCUGAUGAAGAAAGAGGUGUAAGAAGGGUGUCACCUGCAGCUUGUGUUGAAAAAACAGGCACAAAUAACACAGCCUUAUAG